Caenorhabditis briggsae is the source of this 1545-nucleotide messenger RNA. The transcript has 7 exons. The record is from RefSeq and is a predicted model, not a curated record. Gene Ontology annotation, biological process: dephosphorylation. Gene Ontology annotation, molecular function: phosphatase activity. Lineage: Eukaryota; Metazoa; Nematoda; Chromadorea; Rhabditida; Rhabditidae. The coding region runs from base 1 to 1545 and encodes 514 amino acids.
AUGAAUUGGGCUUCAAAAGCUCGGAGUGCGUUGACUCCGAGAAUUUGGUUCACUAAUAAAAGUGGAGAAGAUGAUGGAACACGAAGGAAUCGGAGUGUAAUCGUUCGGCCCAUGGAUGCAGAUACCAACACAUCAGAGGAAGGUUGCUGGCCUGAAUUGAAAGAGUUCUGCAGGGCACAUGCCGUCGAGUGUACAACAUUUGCUCUAUUCCUGCUAUUCGGAAUCUUCUGUAUCUUCAAUGCAUUUGGAUUUCUGGGAACCAACGAGCUGAAACUUCGUUAUGAUCAUUAUGAGCAACUGGUCCGAAAGCACUGUCAAUUUGUGGAAGAUCGAGAUUUGAAUGGAUCAGAAGGGAAAACUGAGCAUCCAAAUGCCACUUUGGUAUCCUUGUUGGCUGUUGUAAGGCAUGGAGAUCGGUAUGGAUUAGUGAUGGAUGGAGGAUGUCAAAUUGCAACCGAACAAGAGUCUAUGGAAUUUGAUAAAUAUUUGGCCACGAUAGAGAAACAGAAAAAUCUUUUCGCCAUUCCGGUAAAUCUUGCUGAUAAAAAACUAACACCGAGUAAAGACAAAUGCGCAGUCGGGAUGCUGACUCCUCGAGGAGCAAUCCAGGAGUUUAUGAUGGGACGAUUUCUGUUCAGCCAGUACAAAAACACGACUUUGUUCAAUACUACGGACACCCCAGUAAAUAUUACUGUAACAUUCUCUCAUUUACAAAGAACAUUUGAUUCUGGUGUGGCUCUUGCUAGCGGGCUUUUGGAUCAAAAUCAGACGACGAUAAGAACUCCAAUUGAAUUCCAGCAGGGAUCAGUUUAUUACGGAUGCACUGAUUCUGGAUGUGAAUGCGAUGAAAACAUCAUCAUGCUGCUAGAAAUGUCAAAAGCGGAAAGACAAGGAUUAUAUCGAUUGGAAGUUGAAGAGAAAACUCAACAAGUCGUACAGAAGUUGUUUGCUGAACUGAACUACAGUACUCCAAAUAUGGAUCCUCUAGAUAUAAUUGACAAUUUGGUUUCUCGGUUUGCAUGUCCACGAAAACCUCUCCCCUGUGAUGACAGAUAUUGUGCAUUAUAUUUAUUUUUUGGAGAUAUCUUCGAAUACUUCUCGAAACAAAGUGCAAAACUUUUCGAUUUGAAUAUUGGAGUGGAGAGACAAUAUCGUGUUUUGAGUGCUUAUCCAAUUCUUCGAUACGUUGGAUUAAUGGCUGAAACGAAUGUAAAACAAGUCAAACUGUUUUCUUCUCAUGAUACGAUUGUUGGAGCGAUUUUACGAAUUCUCACGGAUUCCGGAAAAUAUACAGAUUGGCAAGUGUUCGCAGCUCGGAUUGUUUUUGAAAUCUAUGAAACCGCUGAAAAAGUAAAGCUGCUUCGCGUUGUAUACGAUGGGCAGGACAUAACAUCGUUGGUGAAAUUCUGUAAAAGUCUGGAAUUCGGAUUGUGUCCAGUUUCGGAUCUGAAGCAAUUCUUGGCAGUUGGAAUAUUCGAGAUGGCCGGAUAUAAAACUUUUGAGCAAACUUGUAAAGAUCAUCGGAAAGAAUUCUAUUUCGUCUGA